CUUGAAUCGGGGGAAUCAAUCAGCAAAUAAGCCACGUCUCGCUUUUCAACUUCAACCUAGAAAUUUGAUUUGUUCGUUUGAAUACUUUCGUACUUUUUCCAGCAAUACUCCAUUUUUUCUCGAGAAAAUUGUGCAUUUCUACGGUUGCGUACUUCGGUUUCUAACUGAUUUCAUACCGUGAGAUAUUGUUCUAAGAGUGGGAAUUUGUUGCAGAUUCCUUGAGGUCUGCAAUUAAUGGCAAGGAUCAAACCUCAAGCUUUGCUACAACAAAGCAAGAAGAAGAAGGUGCCGAGUCAAAUUAGUGUCACUACUAUUCUUUUGUACAGCUUGAUUGUUGUCUUGAUUGUCUUCUCCCUUUUUGCUACAUACAGACAUUGGUCCCAAAGGUCAAGAAAUCAGAGAGAACUUGGAGAAUCUGGGUUUGAGGACGAAAAUCGUUUGACUGGCUCAAAGAAAUACAAUCCUCCUGAAUAUGCUAUUAUAAAUACCUCAAAAGGCCCUAUAACAGUGGAACUUUUCAAGGAUAGUUCUCCUGAAGUUGUUGCUGAAUUCAUAGACUCAUGUCAAAAGGGGCACUUCAAGGGGAUGCUUUUUCACCAUGUAAUGAAGCACGUGGUGAUUCGAGCAGGGAGUGUUAAUAAUCUAGGGGCGCCAGAAGAGUGGACUUUGAGAGGAAAGCGUGACAGUCAUCUAGACACGAGUUCAAAACAUGGGGCAUUCAUGCUUGGAACCUCUAAGACUAAACAUGAUAGCAAGGGAUUUGAGCUCUUCAUUACAACAGCACCACUCCCAAUACUAAAUGAGAAGCUUACAGUUUUCGGUAGGGUCAUUAAAGGAGAUGAUGUUGUUCAGGAAAUUGAAGAGGUUGAUACGAAUGAGCAUUAUCAACCAAAAUCACCUGUAGGGAUCAACAAUGUGACUUUGAAACUUAAAAUCUGAAAGAUGUCUGGCACUCCUGCUCAUCAGAAGCUUUUCCAACGCUGAUAGAUAAUUAGUGUGCGCUUGGUUUUCAGUUUUUCAUCUUUUUGACAUUCACGCAGACUAUCAUUUUGUCAAAGUGUACUGAAUUCUUGUAUUUGGUUUAUUAAAUUUGUGGCAUACGUCCAACAAAGCUGGUUUUGGGUUCUC
Messenger RNA from Tripterygium wilfordii, 1128 nucleotides. RefSeq names its product peptidyl-prolyl cis-trans isomerase CYP21-4-like. The transcript has 8 exons. Gene Ontology annotation, biological process: protein peptidyl-prolyl isomerization. The record is from RefSeq and is a predicted model, not a curated record. Lineage: Eukaryota; Viridiplantae; Streptophyta; Magnoliopsida; Celastrales; Celastraceae. Gene Ontology annotation, molecular function: peptidyl-prolyl cis-trans isomerase activity. The coding region runs from base 235 to 939 and encodes 234 amino acids.